AUGGCUCACCUCUUGCGUGGAAAGCAGGCUGGUGUCAGCAACGACCUCUCCCUGGGCCUGGGCCCUGAUUCAUUCGUGCUCGACCAUAUCCGCAACUACGGCAUCAACUCCAAAGUCACCCAGGUCGCAUACGACCCCGUCCAAUCCCUCCUCGCCGUCGGCACGAGCGACAGCAAGUAUGGCCCCGGCCAGAUCUACAUAUUCGGACAGAAGAGGGUCGAAGUGGUGCUGUCGCUGCCCACGCGCAACGCCUCGAUCAAGAUCCUGCAGUUUUGCGCCGAGAAGCUGCUGUGCGUAGACUCAAAGAACGACCUGUCCGUCUUUUCGCUCGAGACGAAGAAGCUGCUCAACGCCCAUUCCCCUCCCGCCCGCAUUACGGCGCUGCACUGCGACCCUACCAUCGAUUACGCGCUGCUCGGUACACAGCACGGUGAGGUGUACGCCUAUGAUCUGGCUAGGGAGGCACUUACACCCUUCAAGAUUCCCAACUUGUGGAGGGAAAAGUUCCCACGCUCACGCCUAACCUCCGUUGUUACGCUCUCGCUCCACCCUAGAGAUAUCGGCUCCCUCCUGAUUGGGUACAACUCCGGCGCAGUCAUCUAUUCGUUCAAGCAAAACAAAGCCCUGCAUUUCUUCAACUAUGUGGUCCCCAAAGGAGCCCCUGGAGGCGACUCGGAUCCAGUCUCCGUCUCCAAGGACCGCGAACCUCCGCUUACCCAGGCUGUCUGGCACCCAACCGGCACUUUUGUUCUGACAGGACACGAAGAUAGCAGUAUCGUUAUAUGGGAUUCCAAGGAUGGCCGCAUCGUACAAGCGAGAACCUUGACCGAUACAAACGUAGACAAGCCCGGUCCAGGCAGCUUCAGCCCAGGUGCCGUUGAAGGAUCGUUUGCACUCAAGUCCCCCAUCUUCAAGAUUGCGUGGUGUGCGAACCAGGACCCUGACGAUACCGCUAUCCUCAUCGCUGGUGGACAGCCAUCCAACAUCUCCGCCAAAAGUCUGACGCUUUUCGAGCUGGGUAGAACACCGGUUUACGCGACCGCAUCCUGGCAAGUACUAUCCGAUCACUUCGAGAAUCCCAAGAGGCAAAGGAUACUUCCAUGCCCGCCUGGGACUGAGGUGGUGGACCUGUUCCUCAUUCCAAGGACGUCCCCUCAUUACGCUGGCUGCCACGACCCCAUUGCCAUUCUCGCCUUACUUGCAUCUGGGGAGUUGAUCACUCUCUCUUUUCCAAGCGGAAUGCCCAUCACGCCAACUAAUCAACUGCACCUCUCCAUGACGCUUGUCCAUCCGUAUAUCAAUUAUGCAAAUCUCGCGCCUGUAGAGCGUACACGGUGGCUUGGCAUGACCGAGAAGCGCCAACACGGUCCGCAAUUCCUCAUCGGUGGUGCCGAGGCUGUUCAUCCGCUCAAGCGGUUUGAGAAUCGAAACAUCGUCCAGACAGCUCAUGCAGAUGGCACGAUCAGACUAUGGGAUGCAGGUCACGCCGAUGAGAUUGAGAACCCUGCAUUGCUACAGGUAGACGUAGCUCGAGCAGUCGGCCGCCCAGAGCACAUACACGUGACACAAACCUCGUUUGCAGGAGCAGCAUCCGAACUAUCCGUAGGGUUGAAGACUGGUGAAGUAGUGGUAUUCAGAUGGGGUGUAAACAGGCAUGCUGGACAGGAGUACCCACCGGGUGACAAUAAACCGCAAGCGCUUACCAAUAUCUCGGAAAGAAGUGAAGCGGCUCUCAAAGAGGGACUGCUGCCUUUUACUUUGCUUGACGAGGGCAAUGGACCAGUCACCGCCUUGAAACAUUCUGAUGUUGGCUUUGUUGCUGCGGGCUUUGAGGGUGGCAGUCUGGCCAUCAUUGAUUUGCGAGGGCCCGCUGUUAUCUACAGAGCGUCGAUACAGGAAUUUGUCAAGCCGGACAAACGCGCCAGCUUCCGACGGAGUUCAACGCAGGCAGCACCCAAAGCGGAGUGGCCCACUUGCCUCGAGUUCAGUGUUAUGACACUCGAAGAUGACGACUAUUCCAGCAUUCUACUUCACGUCGGUACCAAUCUUGGCCACCUGGCAACCUUCAAGCUACUGCCAGAACCAAGUGGCCAAUACUCAGUAAAACCUGCGGGUGUGUGCUCGCUUGACGACAAGGUUAUCAGCAUCAGCCCCAUGCACGCCGAAACUGGUCGCCCAGCAUAUGCUUCGCAGUCUGCCGUUGCUGGACUUCGGAAUGGCUCGAAGAUUAGCGGCGUCCUUUUAGCCACAACAGCCUCAGGCGCGAGGUUAUUCCGUCCCGCCACAAGUAAAGGAGCGCACAAAACCUUUGAUCAGUUCUUGUGCGAUGCUGCGACUGUGGUGAGGUACGAAGACAAGGGCUACGCAAUGCUUGGGUUGUAUGGAGAUGGAUAUGCGAGAGCGCAUUCGCUACCUGCAUUGAAGGAGAUCGGGUCUGUCAACCUCAGUGAUUUCUUAGACAUCAGGCGCUUCUCUGAGGCAGUCAUUACAAGUACUGGCGACAUCUUUGGCUGGAAAGGGCCUGCGGAAAUGGCUCUUGUCAACGUCUUUGGAACGGGACUGCAAUAUGAACGCGCGAAGGAUGUCUUGCUUAACCCAGAACUUUUGAUUCCGCCCCGACCCACUAUCAGCAAUAUUCAAUGGAUCUCUGGCACCCAAUAUGUAACACCAGCCGACAUGGAUCUUCUCAUUGGUGGUCCUGAUAGGCCCUUAUCAAAUCGUCAAAUGGCGCAGCAGCGAGCAGAGGCGGAGCAGGAACGACGCCGCGCCAAUCCGACCGCAGCCAGCUCUUCUGCCGCUGGAUAUCAGUCCUAUCCUACCCAAGUAUCCCCGACUCAAGAAGGAUGGGGUGCUUGGGCGAGUCGUCAGCUCAACGAGCGCACGGAGAAGCUCAACAUUGUUGGGGAUAGUAUGGACAAUCUUUCACAAAACAGUGCAGGUUGGGCAAAUGACGUCAACAAGUUUGUCGGAAAGCAGAAGAGAGGACUAGUCAUGGGUGCUAUGAAGAGCAAAUUCGGAUUUUGA
Alternaria ethzedia is the source of this 3024-nucleotide messenger RNA. RefSeq lists its product as uncharacterized. Gene Ontology annotation, biological process: establishment of cell polarity; regulation of exocytosis; regulation of protein secretion. NCBI's taxonomy places the organism in Eukaryota, Fungi, Ascomycota, Dothideomycetes, Pleosporales, Pleosporaceae. Gene Ontology annotation, cellular component: plasma membrane; cytoplasm. Gene Ontology annotation, molecular function: syntaxin binding; myosin II binding; GTPase activator activity. The record is from RefSeq and is a predicted model, not a curated record. The transcript has 4 exons. The coding region runs from base 1 to 3024 and encodes 1007 amino acids.